UCUUUCAAGGUACCAAACUCGCUGAAGAGUGAAGCCCAACUGCGGGGUUUCUCCCCAAAAAUUUUCCGGGAAAUUCGCCGAGAGAAAAUGGACGGGAAACUGGAAGUCUCGCUGGACAAGCUUCCCGUCAAGCGCUUGGACGCCAUUGAAGAAAACGGCUUCGAACGCUUCCCUUCAGAUGUAGAUUACGAUGAGAAGCGGCUUUCGCUGAUUCGGCGAAUCGACUUUGCAUGGGCGGUGGAGAAAGACGAUAAGAAGAAGCAGAAGAAGAGCUCAAAGGAGAGCUCAGCGCCGUGGCAAUGGCAGAGCAUGGUGGAGAAUUUGCAGUUGGCUCAUCAGGAGCUCUCUGUCAUUAUGGAUCUCAUUAACACCGUGGAAGCCAAUGAUGCAGUAACAGUGGCCAGUAUGACCAGGCCAAAGCCAUUGCCAAAUGAAAUCCUGUCUGACCUUUCUGUAUCUGCAGCAACCAAGUUACAAUGCUUCCGGCAUCUUGGUAAAUAUUUUAAGCAGUCUGCCAAAACUUUGGAACAGCAAGUUACUAGGGAAGCAAGAUUUUAUGGUGCUCUAAUCAGAUUGCAGCAAAACUGGAAAGUUAAACGGCAGCGUGGGGCAGCUUCAGCUCCUGGAAGUGAAGGCUUCACAAUUGAUCUGUUUGACAAUUCACUCUAUGAUCCAGCAGCUGUAUUUCGUCCAUCAUCUUUAUCUACUGUUCGUCUUGACCAUGACUCAGCUGGCAUGCUUUCAAUAAAUUUACCUCCAAAUUCACGCCGCUCUAUUCAAUUUAGCUUUCUUGGUCAACACUCAGAUGAUACUGUGAAGGAACCCUAUAAAAUCAAAACCUAUCCCUCAGUGGACAAUCACUCUAGAGAAAGUGAGAAAGAAUCCAUAAGUGAUGAUGAGUAUGUUAAAGAAACACAUUCGCUCAUUCGCGAAGUUCAUCGAGCAAUCUUUGAUGAGCAGGUGUUUGAUUUGGUCAAUCGUGAAGCAUCUAACCCAUCUUUAGGAGUUAAUGUGACUGGUAUACGAGAAAAUUAUUUGCAAUUGAGCUUAGGUCAAGGAACCUGUGUGUUCGUAUCACUAGCUCCAUCUAGUCAAGGAGAUCAAAUGGUUGAAAGUUUAAGCUCCCAGAAUAUAGAAAAUGCAAUUUUACCCUUGGACACAUUGGAUGGAGUGAAGUUACCAGAGGAAGAACAAGAUACCCCUAGGAAAAAGUGGGGGUUUCCCAAUUGUAUUAGCUAUGAAAUAUACCUACAACAGAUUUUCCAUGAGCACGUUUUCAUGAAAGCAAAGGAUAGACCCGUUUACACUGGUGCGCGAGGAUCUGGUCAAGGGGCAAAGGAUGGGCCCAGCCUUCUGGGUCAUUUCUGUAUGUCACUGGAUCAUAGAAUCUUUUCCAACAAAGUUCUUAUGGAGCUGGAAAAUGUGGUUUGCAGGGUCCCUUAUCUCCAUUUGUUAUGUAAUCCAACUUGGCUUUCUCGGUCAUCCUCAUGGACAGUCUUCAUGAAGGUUCCUCAGUCCAUUCUUCAUGCAGGUUGCCAAGCCUCUCCAUCAACCCACCGUCGUAUGAGGAAUGUCAUUAAGUCAGAGUUCCGGACUAAGAUAGUGGUGAAUGAUGAUUGCAUCAACGUAGAAGGGGAAGGUGCUCCUAAUGUUGUUGGCCUGUUCAAAGGGAAUUCAGGGGAAAUUUCUUCUAUGAACAGAUAUGACUGUGACUUGGCAGAUCUUCCUUCGAUAAUUCUGCAACAGGCUGCAAGCCAAGUUAUUGGCUGGCUUCAUGAGGAAGCUCUUUUGGUGGGAAUAAAGGUAAACCGAGACUUCCUAUGCUUGUCCUUUGAGCUGGAGCAGGGCGAAACACUUAGCCUGGUGGCUCAUGUGGACCCUGAAGAUACUCAAGGAUGCAUCUCCUGGUGGUUGCUUAUGGAGGAUGGUUUCGCUGAGGAGCGAAAACUUCAUAUGGACAUUUCUGAUGGUGCAUCAGAAUAUAGGAAGUUCUUAGGCCAUUUGUCGCUGGAUGUGUUAUAUUCAACCCUGAUGGACUUGGUGAGCUUGUGCAGUGGAGGUGGUAGCCAAUGACCUACGAAUACCAUUAUCAUAUCCUUUCUUUUGUUGGCCUUUUUAGGUAGAUGUUGCAUGUAAUCUCUCAGCCUUAAAUUUUUUUAUCAAUUUCAAAGUUACUCGUUUUCUCGCA
Molecule: messenger RNA, 2188 nt
Organism: Alnus glutinosa
Lineage: Eukaryota; Viridiplantae; Streptophyta; Magnoliopsida; Fagales; Betulaceae
Product: mediator of RNA polymerase II transcription subunit 17
Exons: 8
Coding region: 88-2073 (661 amino acids)
Biological process (GO): regulation of transcription by RNA polymerase II
Cellular component (GO): mediator complex; core mediator complex
Molecular function (GO): transcription coregulator activity
Source: RefSeq, a predicted model, not a curated record